AUGGAUUUUCGUAAUGAGAUUGAAACUGUCGUUGAUGGUGAUAGCAUUCGAAGCUUUAAAGCUAACCUUGUAAAACUCUACAGUGAUAUGUAUGUAGAAGUAAAGGGUUGUCCCCUACCGUCUAAGUUACAUGACGAUGUUCAAUGGUGCGUAUACGAAAAGCUCUUUCGAGCUGUUGAAAGAAAAAAGAAAUUGGUUGAUGGUACUUUCAGCAGUAGCAAUGGCUCACCGGAAAUUGGAGGUGUGAAAAGAUUGUUGGAUGAGAUGAGCAUCAUGGAUUGGAUGAUUCCCGAACCUGUCGAGGAUAGCCUUGUUAUUGGAGAUGACAAGCUUAAUUUCAAUAAGGUGUUUUUCCAGUAUCAAAAAGAUUGUCUCUCCAAGUUUCAAAUAGAACAAUUCUACAACUGGAGAACAGAUAUUCAAAAGCUUUUGUCCUUGUCUUCCAUUGUUUUCCUUGAUGGCGUUAGAGGUGUGUGUGAUUAUCUUGAAAAUGACACAUACCAAUCCCUGUAUCACUUGAUGUCAUCCGAAUUCCGUGAAACAACUGAAAUGUCGCGUAAAACGUUGGGUUGUUUACAAGAUAUUAUUUGGGAGUAUCAAAAAGAUUUCGAUCAUUGUGGCCACAAUGCUAAAAGUAGCAGAAGUUUAUGA
This is a messenger RNA of Gilbertella persicaria, 651 nucleotides long. RefSeq lists its product as uncharacterized. The coding region runs from base 1 to 651 and encodes 216 amino acids. The record is from RefSeq and is a predicted model, not a curated record. The transcript is spliced from 3 exons. NCBI's taxonomy places the organism in Eukaryota, Fungi, Mucoromycota, Mucoromycetes, Mucorales, Choanephoraceae.